CUCUGUUCAUUGGGCGAGUCAACACAAACAAUUGGACAACAACGGAGAGCUUAGUGCAGCGGACCACCAUUUAUGGUACAAGAGCAAGUAUUUAGCAAACCUAUUGGUACAGGAAUGGUAUGCCUAAGGAUGCUGGACCUGUGACUCAAUCAGCAGAACCGCACCAAGUUGGCUGUUUUUGAAAGAUGGAGAUGCAGGACAGCCCAAAAGCAGCGGAUUACCAAGUGGAGGAAGACAUAAUGGCAUCGCAGGUACUCGAGAUCAUUUGUGGAUUCGGCGCUGAGACCCUUCGAAGCCCAGACCCAGAGGAGAUAGAUGUGUGGUCAGUAGAGGAGGGAGAUGACUCUGUGUUCUACAGCGAUGAAGAGCAAACCCAGGAACACAUUAAAGCAAACAGAUCUCGUGAUACUGGCAGAUGCAGGCGUCUUUAUAACAGCGAGGCGGCCAGCGUUGAUGCUCAACCCUCAGAGAGGAAUGAAGGUGCUCUGCAGGUGCUUUGGACCGAAGCAGAGGCAGGCAAGGAGCCCCGGGCUUUGGAAACUGAGCAGAGGUGUCCAGAGGUGGAGACUCAUGAGGGCGACUCUCCUGAGUUAAACUGCAAGCCAGAAAGGUCCGAGGACCGUGCUUCAUCAGAUGAAGAGGAGCGGAGACGGGCUCCAGAUGUGGAAAGCAUCUCGAACCAGCUUGGCUCAGGCUCUGAGUCAGAGGAGUCGUCCGACAUCGACGAUCCCGAUGUCCCACCGCUGGACCCCGUUCCUGGCUACUCCACUCUGCCUCUGCCAAAGAAGUCGCCAAACAACCUUGGACGCCAGAAAACCUUCAACCACCUCUUGGCCUCCAAAUACAGCUCCGUCUCCUACCGCAAGAUCCGUCGAGGAAACACCCGCCAGAAGAUCGAGGAGUUUGAGUACAUCAUGAUGAAUUUGUAGUUGCUCAUUUACACGUCUAAAUUUUAAAAUGCACCCGUUACUCGGCCUGUUUUGAUCCCAUGUAGAGAAUUUAGUCGGACUUUACACAUAACUACUGACCUGACCUGAAUAUAAGACAACCUCUGGGGUUGUCGAAAGGGUGUCAACUUUCUCAUCUGCUAAUUCUGCUUCAUUAUCUUAAAAUUAGCAUCAUAACUCCUCCUCUGUUGUUUGCUAACUUUAAGACACUUUUUCCAGCAUAGCAUAUCUCCAGCUCACUGGUGUGUGAGUGACCGGAAGAAAAGCAUUCACUCUCGUCGUUUGGCGCCACCUGUUGGUUUGCAUGGCAAGACAAGGCAAGGCAAGUUUAUUUAAAGAGCACCGUUCGUACACAAGGUAAAUCAAAGUGCUUUACAGAAAAGAAGGCUAGAAACAAAAUCAUUCUAAAAUCAAAGUUCCAUAAAUGAUUCCAUAAAACAAAAAAAAUUAAGAAUGGAGAGUGCAGAUAAAAUAGUUUCAGUUGUCAUAUGCAUGGUUGAAUAGACGUGUUUUCAGCUUGGAUUUCAACGUUGCCAAAAUUGAGGAUUGUCACACAUCUUCUGGAAGACUGUUUCAGAUUUUGGCAGCAUAAAACUGAAAUGCAGCCUCACCAUGUUUAGUCCUGACUCUGGGCACCCGCAGGAGACCCGUCCCUGGGCUUCUGGGCUUCAGCCUGCUGGAUGUCAAUCUCUGGAUGUUAGAUGUAAGAUGUGCAGUCUUUUUCAGUCAUUUUUUUCUGGGGAUAAAUAUCUUACAAGGUGGUUAGCAUACGCAUGCUUUUUCAUACUUAAUAUUGUCUAUUAAGAUCUUAGCUUCGACCAGUCCGGGGGGUGCACCCCACCACUCGCCCAAAGACAUCUGGGAUAGGCUCCAGCACACCCUAGUGAGGACAAGCGGUACAGAAAAUGGAUGGAUGGAUGAUGUUAGCGGGUUGUAUUUUAGUAGUAGUAGUCGUAGUUAUUUGGUUAUUACGUGUUUUACAGUGGAACCUUGGUUAGCGUACGCCUCGGUUAGCGUGUUAACAUCAAAUAUUUACGACAAAAUGUUGCCAUGGUUUGUGCACAUUUUCCAGUUAGCGUACAAUAUGGCAUGUGUCUUGUGUUAUUAAAACACUGCGUGAGUGCACGGAAACAGUAACCGGAGGUCGGCUCCAGCGCCUGUCAAGUUCUUUUGCUAACUGACAAAAGUCACAAGUUUAAAAAAUGUCAACACAUAACACAUUUUUAUAGUUUUACAUUCAUAAAACAGUUCUAAAUGCAUAUCAAUGAUGAAUGAAAGGGAUAAAUUAGCAUUUAAGAUGAUUUUUACUUUCACUGAGACAAAAACAUGAUGUGAGAUCAACACAGACACCACCUUCGUGUUUUGCUAUGAAUUAUUUCUUGAAUUUAAUAGUGUUGCUGAAUUUCUUAUCAAAAUGCUGACACUUGCCACUUUACUUGGCUUCAUUUGGGCUUACUUUGCAGCCAUGAUCAAUGAGAAAAGCACAGACCUGAGGUGAGUAACGCUACUGAAUUCAAGAAAUGACUCAUGGCAAAACACAAAGGUGGUCUCUGUAUUGAUCUUGCUGCCACAUUGUGUCUUUGGCUCAUGUCGUCAAUGUGACCUUGUGUGUUCAUAUGCUCACGAUCCUUCUUCCAACUCUUCCUAUCACUGUGAAGCAGAAUUCACCAAGCGUUGGAUUGCUCACCCGCUAAUACUUAAGUAUCACGUAGGGAACGUGAGCUGGUUUAGACCGUCACAGCUUAGUUUUACCCAACUGAUGACGCGUUGUUGCAAUGUGUUGUCUUUCAUUCAUAAUUUCUAUGGAUUUUUGUGCAUUUAGAAUUGCUUCCUGCAUGGAAAACUAUUAGUUGUAAAACGAUAAAAACACGUUUUCUUUUAACAUUUUUGGCUUUCUGCAAUGGAUUAAUUGGAUUUGCUUUAUUUCUUAUGGGAAAAAUUGAUACAGUUAGCGUACAUUUUAGCUGGAGUCGGACCUUCUGCUGCGGAUUAAUGAUUCUAACCAAGGCUCCACUGCAUUAGGGGCAUUAUGGUAAUAUGCACAAUUUAAUUUACAAAAAAGGAGAGACAUACACUGCUUUAUUUUGAGAAGUGUUUACAAUGGUUAAUAUUUUGUAUAUCCCUGCUAAAUACUUUAAAAUGCUUUGCUCUUGAUGUACAAAUCCACAGUCAAGCAGCUCAGGGCUUUAGGUCUUAAUGUUAAACAAUGGAUGUGAAAUAAACAGAUAGCGUUUCAACUCAGCCUUUGGUC
Dunckerocampus dactyliophorus (ringed pipefish) is the source of this 3198-nucleotide messenger RNA. Its product is annotated as ermin-like. Gene Ontology annotation, cellular component: extracellular exosome; cell cortex; internode region of axon. Lineage: Eukaryota; Metazoa; Chordata; Actinopteri; Syngnathiformes; Syngnathidae. Gene Ontology annotation, molecular function: actin filament binding. The transcript has 2 exons. The record is from RefSeq and is a predicted model, not a curated record. Gene Ontology annotation, biological process: regulation of cell shape; regulation of cell projection organization; actin filament organization. The coding region runs from base 186 to 929 and encodes 247 amino acids.